This is a messenger RNA of Cynoglossus semilaevis (tongue sole), 4241 nucleotides long. It is a transcript of the gene slc16a3b, whose product is annotated as solute carrier family 16 member 3b. Gene Ontology annotation, cellular component: basolateral plasma membrane. Bases 608 to 2068 code for a protein of 486 amino acids. Gene Ontology annotation, biological process: transmembrane transport; monocarboxylic acid transport. The record is from RefSeq and is a predicted model, not a curated record. The transcript is spliced from 6 exons. Gene Ontology annotation, molecular function: lactate:proton symporter activity. Lineage: Eukaryota; Metazoa; Chordata; Actinopteri; Pleuronectiformes; Cynoglossidae.
UUAUUGAAGUAGUAGUAGUAUUUUUUACGUAUUUUAUUUUUAUAAGUUUACUAAAUGUAGUGUAGUAUGAUAUAGUCAUCAUCUUUCACUACUAUACAACAUACAUCCCAUAAUAUAUUAUAUAGUUAUUGCAUAUCUGCUCUAAAGUACGUCAUAGCCUAGUACAGUUUAGCAUGGUUUAGCAUAGUUUUGUUUUGCAUACUGCUGCAGCGUUUGGUAUGAUACAGGUUAAUAAAGUAUGGCACAAAUAGUACAGUGUAGUGUAACAAGCUAUAACAAUAAUAAUAACAUAGUAUAGUAUAACAACAUGCAGCACUGGGCAGAACACAGGCAUCGAAUAGAUACUGUAAGCACAAGGUUAGAAUAGUACCGUGUAGUACAGUCAUAGUCGAUUAAUUGUUAUUCAGUUGAAUGUGGACUUUAGAUUCAGGUGAAGAAAUACUAUAUGCUCUACUACAGUUUUUAUGCUGCCUCCCCCCGCCCCCCUCCACAGCAUUAUAAGGCGCUGUGGGAAGCGCGCACACGCAAAAAGCGCCCCUCAGAGUGGACGAGAGCAGCGCAACAGGUUCUGUAGCUCCUGACUUCAACGUUACAUCCUGAUAGCAUCAUGGGAGGAGUAGCCCUGGAUGACGGGCCCAGCGGGGUAAAGGCUCCAGACGGAGGCUGGGGUUGGGCAGUUCUGUUUGGAUGUUUCGUUAUCACUGGCUUCUCCUAUGCCUUUCCCAAAGCAGUCAGUGUUUUCUUCAAAGAGCUGAUCAGAGAGUUUGAUGUCGGCUACAGUGACACUGCGUGGAUCUCGUCAAUACUACUAGCCAUGCUGUAUGGCACAGGUCCACUGUGCAGUGUGAUGGUGAACAGGUUCGGCUGCCGACCGGUGAUGAUGCUCGGCGGGCUGUUUGCCUCACUGGGAAUGAUUCUUGCCUCAUUUGCCACCAGCAUCAUUCACAUUUACUUCUGCACUGGAGUUAUAACAGGUCUGGGUCUGGCUUUGAACUUUCAGCCGUCUCUCAUAAUGCUGAAUCGAUACUUUAGUGAGAGACGACCUCUAGCCAAUGGCUUGGCAGCCGCAGGCAGCCCUGUGGCGCUGUGCUGUCUCUCCCCACUGGGACAGGUCCUCCAGUUUCAUUAUGGCUGGAGGGGGGGCUUCCUCAUACUGGGGGGAAUACUACUUAAUUGCUGUGCCUGUGGUGCACUCAUGAGGCCCCUGGUGCCACCUAAGAAACUUGAACAGGCUGAGGAGGAGGCUGCAGCGGCAGAGAAGAAGCCCCUGCCUAAGAAACUGUUGGACUUCAGUGUCUUCAAGGACAGGGGUUUUGUCAUCUAUACCCUGGCAGCCUCUGUUAUGGUACUGGGCUUGUUUGUGCCUCCUGUGUUUGUGGUCAGUUAUGCUAAAAACCUCCACUAUGAGGCCACACAGUCGGCGCUGUUGCUCACCAUACUGGGGUUCGUGGACAUGUUUGCUCGUCCCAUCGCAGGAAUGGUCGCAGGACUAAAGUGGGUACGACCUCGAAGUAUCUACCUCUUCGCCUUUUCUAUGCUCUUCAAUGGAAUCACCGACCUAAUAGGCUCACAGGCGGUUGACUACACAGGUCUGGUGAUCUUCUGUAUAUUCUUUGGAAUGUCGUACGGCAUGGUGGGAGCGCUCCAGUUCGAGGUCCUCAUGGCCAUUGUUGGGACAGAGAAGUUCUCCAGUGCCAUUGGCUUGGUGCUGCUGAUGGAAGCUAUUGCUGUGCUACUGGGACCUCCUGGAGCAGGUCGCCUUUUGGAUGCCACACACAACUACAUGUACAUUUUCCUGUUAGCUGGCUGCGAGGUCGUGUUGUCUGCCUUCGUUUUGGCCAUUGGUAACUUCCUGUGUAUCAGCAAGAAAUCGGAAAACCUGGAGUCUAAGGCGGAGAUGGCCGUGAUGGCUGCAGAGACGCAGGAGCUGAAACGUGCAGUGGAGCCCGAGACAGACAGGGAAGAGGAGAUAAAGGAGGGAGGUAAUGGAAAAGUAGGGGAGGAGGUGGCGGUGGUAAAGGAGAUGGGAGAGGAUGGCACAGUGCCCAACACUGAGACGUCAUUAUAAAUAAUAAGAACUGCUAAAGACUUGAAAGACAUCUGUACCCCCAGGAGCGCACAAACAGAAAGUCCGGUUCCUUACAGUGAAUCUGCUGAUGGAGUUGAGUCUCAUUUAUCAUGCAGUAGCCUAAACACACAUUUCUUUCAUUUAGAUCACUGUAAUUAGAAGCUGACUUGUAAUAGUAACAAUUGCACCUCUUACAUUACUAAUCUUUCCCACUUAUUGAUCGUCAUCAACUGCCAGAACCAGGCUCUGCAGAGGCCUAGUAGUAAAGUAGUGCUAACCUGAGGGUAAGCUUCAAAGACGUUUAUUGUAGUGUGUUUUCUACACCAACAACCAGUAAAGGUUUAAAAAGGUGUAGUCUUUAGAUCAACCAGGCAAUAAAAGCUGACCCACUGGGUUUAAAAUUUGCCACAGAGGAGGAUUAAAACUUACACAAGCUUUCUCAGCCUGGAUUUGCUUCAUCAGGGUAAACGCUUUAAAAGGCAUUGACCAAAUCCACCUUUGGUCAUUCUUUUUUGGUCAAGCUGCCUUUUGUGCAGCAUGGAAAACCAUAUCAGUCAACCGUCAUCAAAUCAAAUCAUUGUACAUAGAAACAAAAUAUAUACAAUAAUAGUCCCCUUGUUUUUUUCUUUUUAAAAUUGUGCUCACUUCCAAUACAACAUAGUUCCACCAAUCAUAAGUCUAAAAUUCAGCCCUGAUCCAGUACAGAGCCUUUAUUAUGCAACAACAACGGUUUCAAACUUGUCUAACAGACAGAUUUUACCUUUACUCAAGGAUCAGUCCAAGCCUUGUAAAAAUUAAUUUUCAGAGGACAUUCUAAAUGCUCCAGUCCAUCCCCACUGAACAAUGAAGUCACAUUUCAUUACGGAAAUCAAGUAUCCCUUAUAAAUAUGAACCUUUUCUUAACACAUCAUUUAAGACCGUCAUUACACACGUCAUAACCUGACUGAAGAAGUUACAAGGUGCUUAUGAGAGUUGUGUUCUCAAUGCAGGCUGAUUAAUGUCAAUUAACACCCGAAUUUAUAACAUUUGCAUUUCACCCUGUUUUAUCCAAGCUGAAUAAGUCAGUACCUUACUUACUUACGCUUUGUUCUGUGACUAGUGUACCACAAGACAGCUUCCAUCUAGCCAUCCACUGACAAAUGUCAGGUGUCCGCACGUGUUCAGAGUUGUUAAUUGUUUCUACUGCUCUGUGAAGGUAAGCUUUACUGUUAAUGGUAACUGCUGUGUCAUGAUGCAUCGUUGGUCCAUGUGAAACUAGAUGCUGUGACGUGUACUGUGUCUAUGUCUUUUCUGUGUCUGAAGGUUCCAUUGCUCUGGUUUGGUGAAGACACAACCUGCUGCACAAGAAUUUUUUUUGGGGGAAUGGUGUCACAUGUAUGAGGCUGACUGUACCUACAAAUAUAUACACUAUUUUCAUUGGAGAAAUUCAAUGAUAUUUUAAAAAAUUGUACUUAUAUAAAUGAAAUAGUUCAAAGUUCAGAUUUACUUUGUUUCAGUCUCCCUCCUUUCAGAACCACAGCUGACCAUCUCUGACCUCAACCAGUCUCUUGCCUCAUUUGCUUCAGCAAGAACUAUUUAACAUCUUACUUCAAAUACCCGUGUCCCCACCCUGGAGUCAUUUCCUGGUGGCAGCUUUACCUCGAGCAUGUCUAAAAUCAUCUCCACACUACAUCAUUCCAGUCACCGUUAAGAAAAAUCUUAGCAUAGACUCUCUCCAAACGAUACAUCGGGAAUCGAGUUUAACGUAUAAUCCACUCUUACUGCUGGGCUUGUUACACAUAAGAUUAAUGCAUUUAUACAUUUUUGCAGAUCAUUUCAUCCAAAGUGUCAUUCAAGACGAAGGGUUAACAAUCAAGCUACAAAAAGGAACCUUUGAAAGGAGACCAGGCGUUAGGGAAGUAGGAUGAGAGCACACCACCAGAGACAAUUGUAAAAGGUGAAGGGAAGUACAGGAAAUUAUAAGGACAGGAGGAGUGCUCUGAAGAGCUGGAAUGAAAAUAGGCAGGAACAUAACACACUUUCUUUGGUUUCAAUCCAGGUGAACCCAGGUGCGACACAAUCCUUCUCCUGAACCCAUCCAACAUUCUGACAGCACGACUUGCUCCACUCUGACUGAUCUGUCAUUCCUGUGACUGAUCAACUUAGUUACUGAAGGUCUGCAGAUCACCCUUGU